GACCCUCUCCUUGUCCUUCCUCCCCCAGAGCAGGAGCUGAGGAUGGAGAGCAGGGAGGACAAAUCCCCAUGGCAGAACCUCGUGGAAGAGGCCGUUUUGAGCGGCUCCACAGUGCAGGAACCCAACGGGGAGGAAAAGCCCCGGAGAUGCCACACGAGGAGGGGCUGCAAACGCAGAUCGCAGGGAUCUGAGGAGGAAAGACCCACCCUGGGCUGGGGAGGCAGCCGGAGAUGGAGCCAGAGCUCGGAGCUGGUGGUCCAUGAGCAGCUCCAGGAUGGGGAGAAGCCCCACAAGUGCUCAGAGUGUGGGAAGAGCUUCAGGUACAGCUCCCAGCUGAGCAGGCACCCGAGGACCCACACUGGGGAGAGGCCCUACGAGUGUGGGGAGUGUGGGAAGAGCUUCAGCCAGAGCUCCAACCUGCUUGUGCACCGGAUGAUCCACACUGGGGAACGGCCCUACGAGUGUUCUGAGUGUGGGAAGGGGUUUAAGACCAGCUCCGAUCUCCUCCUGCACUACCGGAGUCACACAGAGGAGCGACCUUUCCGCUGCCCUGACUGCGGGAAGGGAUUCAAGUACAACCCAAACCUAAUGAGGCACCAGAGGACCCACACUGGGGAGAGGCCCUACGAGUGUGGGGAGUGUGGGAAGAGCUUCUGCCUGAGAUCCAACCUGGUCAGCCACCUGAAGAUCCACACUGGGGAGAGGCCCUAUGAGUGUUCCAAGUGUGGGAAGAGGUUUAAGACCAGCUCCGAUCUCAUCAAGCACUAUCGGGUUCACACGGAGGAGAGGCCCUUCUGCUGCCCCGACUGUGGGAAGGGAUUCAGGAGGAACUCCCACCUCAUCAGCCACCGGCGCAUCCACACUGGGGAGAGGCCCUAUGAGUGUCCCCAGUGUGGGAAGAGCUUCUCAGACUGCUCUACCUUGACCCAACACCAACGGAGGCACCGGUAAGGGAAGCCCUGUGAGUGCCCCGAGUGCGGGAAGAGCUUUGU
This is a messenger RNA of Vidua chalybeata, 992 nucleotides long. RefSeq names its product zinc finger protein 239-like. The transcript has a single exon. Gene Ontology annotation, molecular function: RNA polymerase II cis-regulatory region sequence-specific DNA binding; DNA-binding transcription factor activity. The record is from RefSeq and is a predicted model, not a curated record. NCBI's taxonomy places the organism in Eukaryota, Metazoa, Chordata, Aves, Passeriformes, Viduidae. The coding region runs from base 43 to 951 and encodes 302 amino acids. Gene Ontology annotation, biological process: regulation of transcription by RNA polymerase II.